UUUUCCCUUUGUUAGCGUUUUCCCAGGGCGUCCUGUGUUCUGUCAGCUUUGCUGGAAAGCAGGAGCUGUCAGAAAGAUGACUUGGUUUCACACGAUGCCGCUCCAGAGCAGCGGUGCUUUGUUUAAGCUCCCGUAAGGCAUUAAUCAUACCGCUGCCAUCCCUUUGCGAUGAGCUAGGAAAUCUGCUGCUUUUCACGGCUGAAAGGCAGCGGUACCUCGCUUCUUUCUCACCCUUUCCGUAAGAACCGGAGCAGGCAGUCUGGGAGAAGGAUGUUAACCACUGGUCCCUGAUUUUGGAUCACUUCUAUUAAAGAGAAAUCCCCAUUUCAGAGAGAGUACAAGACUGUGGGAAAUUAGAGGAUACCACAUCCCAUUAUUUUUUUCAGGUCCUCCCACUAUUCUAUGGGCAGUCGAGCUUUUUCCCAUGACAGUGUUUUUAUACCUGAUGGGAGAGCAGAGGGUGAACAGGCCAUCCAAGCAAUGUCACAGGAGAACGUUUUAGGAAAAGUCAAAACUCUUCAGCAACAGUUGGCCAAGAAUAUAAAAUUUGGGCAGCCUCCACAAAUGACAAUUUCUGUAAGGACAAUGGGGGAAGCAAAUGCUAGUAUGGAAGAGGAUGCAUUGCUUGGUAGCCCCAUGGAGCUUGAGACUCAGCAGAGCACAGUGAUCUCAGACAGUGGUAAAAAAUCUCAUGAGACUCCGGCUUUUUUGAGAACGAUGACUUUGCCUGCAACUGCGUAUGAACUGGAAGAAAAGGUCACUCCAGUCAAAUCAUCUCGGCCAAAAAGACAAUUUUCCUGUUCUGGCACAAUUGAAACAAUCAAUUUGGAUGCAGUUCCUCAGGCUGUUGCUCGUCUAGACAACAGUGCAGCUAAACAUAAGCUGUCAGUAAAGCCAAAAAAGCAGAAGAUAUCAAGGAAGCACAAGAGAUUAACAAAGGGAUCACAAAGUUUAACAAUAACAGAAUUUGAACCAGAUGACCUAGACAUGCCACUGUAUGGAGACAGAUACCCAGGUUAUAAUGGACACAUCAUAGCAGACAAGCUAAUUCAGAACAGAGAUGAACAGAAGCAGCUUCAGCUGGCAGAGGAGAAAAGAAUUGAAGAUCACUGGGGGAUCAUUGAGGCCGAAAGGAUAAGGCAGAUUGUAGAAAUGGAGGAACAAAGAGAGAUGGAAGAACAAAGGUGCCAAGAACUUGAGCACAUGCAGAAAGAGCAGGAGAGAAGGUGUGAAGAAGAGAGGAGGAAGUAUGUUCUUGAAGGAGAGACAUUUUUGAAAGCAGAAGAGCAAACAAGCCAUAAAGAGGAGACAAGACUGCUGGAGGCUGAAAAGAGGCAAGAGCUGGAGGGGCAGAGGCAAGAGGAACUGGAGAAGCAGGAGUUGGAAGAGCAACAGGGACGAGACCUGGAGAAGAAGAAGCACCAGGAAUGGGAGGAGGAACAGAGACAAGAGCUGGAGGAACAGAGGUGCCAAGAACUGGAGAAGAAGAGGAAAAAGGAGCUGGAGGAGCAACAGAGACGAGAGCUGGAGGAACAGAGGUGCCAGGAACUGGAGAAGCAGAGGAAAAAGGAGCUGGAGGAGCAACAGAGACGAGAGCUGGAGGAACAGAGGUGCCAGGAACUGGAGAAGCAGAGGAAAAAGGAGCUGGAGGAACAACAGAGACGAGAGCUGGAGGAGCAACAGAGACGCGAGCUGGAGAAGCAACAGAGACGAGAGCUGGAGGAACAGAGGUGUCAGGAACUGGAGAAGCAGAGGCAGAAGGAGCUAGAGGAGCAACAGAGAUGGGAGCUGGAGGAGCAACAGAGACAAGAGCUGGAGGAGCAGAAGUGCUGGGAAGAGGAUGAGCAACAGAGACGAGAGCUGGAGGAGAAACCAAGAGAGCUGGAGGAGAAACCAAGAGAGCUGGAGGAGAAACCAAGAGAGCUGGAGGAGAAACCAAGAGAGCUGGAGGAGAAACCAAGAGAGCUGGAGGAGAAAAAGACACAAGAGCUGGAGGAGCAGAAGCACCAGGAGAGGGAUGAGCAACAGAGACGAGAACUGGAGGAGCAGAAGCACCAGGAACAGGAAGAACAGAGGUGCAAGGAGCUGGAGGAGAAGCAGAGAAGAGAGCUGGAGGAGAGGAAGAGGCUAGAGCUAGAAGAAUUAAGGCAACAUGAGACUGAAAAACAGUGCCAAGAGGAAGAAGAAAGAAAUUGGCUACAGCAACAAAAAGGACCCAAGGAACAAAAUAAGGAAGAAAGCCAGAGACAAGAGCUAGAAGAGAGAGAAUCUGAAAUAAAAUUGAAGCAGGAGAAAGAAGUCGAGAGCCUCAAACAACAAAUGAAACAAGACGAACAAAGGCAGCACUUAAAGGAGAAAAGAGAAAAGACAGAGAAGGAACAACCCCAGCAAGUAAUGGGUAAGAAAAAGAAACAGGAAGAACAUAGAAAACACAGACUCACAAAACAAAUGCACAUGGAAAGUGCAGAGGGUAUGCAACAGGAUGAACUAAAGCAGCAAAAGGAACAAAAUGAGCAAGAAUGGAACAAGGUGGAAGAGCAGAAGGUAGACAUAGAUGGACAAAAUCUUCAGCAACACCAGCGAGAAAAAUCCUUGCAACAGCAACAGGACAAAGAUCAGCUGUGUUCUGGAGGGGCUGAUAGGCAUCCGGUAGAGGAGAAGCUCCAAGAAAUCUCAAGAUCCCCAAAACUCAAGCAGUCAGAAAAAGGGAAUAAAACAGCAGAAGAAGUCCUAGCCCAGAAACUGAAGAGAGAAGUUGAGGCUCAGGAACAAAAGCGAAUAGGGGAAGAACUUAGGUGGCAAGAGGUAGAUGAACGACAAACUGCAUCCAGACCUUUCACGUUUCAAGUGUCUUCUGGAGAUAAACAGAUCAUAUUUCAGAAAGUAAAUCUGAGUCCAGUCAUGCCUGUCAAAGGAGCAGGACUCUCUUCUCCAUCCGUUAAAGACUCCAGGGUGCACACUGUCAGCAAGGGCUCUCAUACGCUCCCCUCAUCUGUGUGUGUGCCCCAUACAGCUAUUUUGGUUACUGGAGCACAGCUGUGUGGCACAGCAGUUAACUUGAACCAGAUAAAGGACACUGCUUGUAAAUCGUUACUUGGCUUAACAGAAGAGAGAAAAAAUGUGGAUAUUCCUUCACCAGAGAAGGCCCAGAAGAAAAAACAGGAUCCCAAACCCAGCAGCAGCAAAUUGAAAUACGCACAAGAGACACUGAACAGUCAGGCUGUGCUGGCUGAGUGGGCCUCCAUCCGCUCCAGAAUCCUAAAGAAUGCAGAAAACAGCAAGUACAAUGAGCGGGACCGAGUGAGUGUCUGCAGGCACAGUGAUGACUGGACACCCCGAGGACGCGGUGCUUCCCAUGGCAACUUGAGGAAGACUCUCUCUGCUAACGCAAAGUUCUCCAUAACACCUGCAUGGCAGAAGUUUUCAGAAGCUUCAAAAACCAAUUCAGAUGUUGAGAAUGUGAGUGCGGCAAAAGGCAAUGAAACAGUGGCUGUGGGAAGAAUCACUGGCUCAUCCACUGACUCAAAGGAGGAUGUGGCUCCCACUCUUAAGGAUAACUUAGCUGAAAAAGCUAAGGAGAAAAUGGAAUCCCAUAGAGAAAAGGCAGACAACACAGAAGGCUGUAAAUUUGCAAAAGAUCUUCCAUCUUUCCUUGUUCCAAGUUUUCCUCAUUCUCCAGGUAAAGUAUCCCAGCCAGAAGUUCAGGGUCCUCUGGAAAAUCAGCAGAGUAACAGCACCAAAAAAGCAGAUAAACCAGCCCCAAAUGGAGAAGAAAAUGUUUCUCCUUUUGGGAUAAAGUUACGAAGGACAAAUUACUCUUUACGUUUCAAUUAUGAUCAACAGGCAGAGCAGAGGAAAAAGAAAAGAUACAGUGCAGGAGAUAGUUUUGAUGGUGUGCCUGACCCCUUAGUUACAACAGAAGAUGAGAAAGAAUCCUCUGUUUUUGCUCCGCAGGAGAGUACAUCCCCUGGCAUGGGGAGAGCAAAUGUCCCUGCUAAUAUAAAAGACUCAAAAGACUCUUCAGUUACUGUGGUAGAGAUUUCACAUCCAGCAGGCACACCAGUGGUCCUGCCAGCCACCGGUCAGAGUGCUUUACCCCAUCAUGAGAAACCAGCAUGCAAGUCACCGGUCCCACAGAAACCUGCUUUAGCUCCAAAGCCCACCAGCCAGACACCACCAUCAUCUCCUCUCUCUAAAAUGAACAGAUCAAACCUAGCUGAUACACUAGGGCAAAGGCUGGUUAAAGCUGAGUCAGAUGGUGGCUGGAGAAAAGAAGACAGAGGAAAUGCAGUGCACCCCACACCAUCCCAUGAGAACAAAAACGAAGAGGAAGAAAUCAGAGAAAAGAAGUCGUUUUUCCCAUCUAUAAGUAUUCCAUGGAGAGAAAAAAAUGACAAAAAGCCGGAGCCACUGAAGAAAGAAAAGCCCGUCCUCCAGAGCAGGCACUCUUUAGAUGGCUCUAAGCUGAUGGAAAAAGUUGAAACUUCACAACCGCUUUGGAUUACAUUAGCGCUGCAGAAGCAAAAGGGAUUUCGUGAGCAGCAAGCUACAAGGGAAGAGAGGAGACAAGCCAGAGAAGCAAAGCAAGCAGAGAAGCUGGCUAAAGAAAAUGCUGCUCUAAGUAAUCAGUCAGAUAAUAAAAGCAGCAGCAGCAAAACAAGCACACUGCAGAAAUCUACAACUCAAGAAGGGGAGAAGAAAAUUGAGACUGCUGUGUCAAGGCUAGAAAGAAGGGAGCAGCUAAAAAAGUCAAACACCCUUCCAACUUCUGUGACAGUGGAAAUUUCAGAUUCUGUUCCGUCAACCCCACUGGCAAAGGAGGUGGCCAAGAGAUUCUCUACACCUGAUGCUAACCCUGUGUCAACAGAACCAGCCUGGCUUGCGUUAGCCAAGAGGAAAGCAAAAGCCUGGAGUGACUGUCCACAGAUCAUAAAGUAAACUGUAAAA
Molecule: messenger RNA, 4947 nt
Organism: Neopsephotus bourkii (Bourke's parrot)
Lineage: Eukaryota; Metazoa; Chordata; Aves; Psittaciformes; Psittacidae
Gene: CRACD
Product: capping protein inhibiting regulator of actin dynamics
Exons: 10
Coding region: 403-4938 (1511 amino acids)
Biological process (GO): negative regulation of barbed-end actin filament capping; maintenance of gastrointestinal epithelium
Source: RefSeq, a predicted model, not a curated record